UCAUAUUGUGAAAUUUGUUCCUGAAGCAUAUUUAGAAAAGAAUAUAUAGAAAAAUAUCAUGCCUAAAGUACGCCGCAGCCGCAAACCACCACCAGAUGGCUGGGAGCUUAUCGAACCGACACUGGAGGAACUGGAACAAAAAAUGCGCGAAGCUGAGACUGAGCCACAUGAAGGCAAGCGCAUCACAGAGUCGCUGUGGCCCAUCUUUAAGAUCCAUCACCAGAAGACGCGCUACAUAUACGACUUGUUCUAUCGCCGCAAGGCCAUCAGCCGUGAGCUGUACGACUACUGCCUGAAGGAGAAGAUCGCCGACAUCAAUUUGAUAGCCAAAUGGAAGAAGUCUGGCUACGAAAAUCUAUGCUGCUUGCGCUGCAUCCAGACACGCGACACCAACUUCGGCACCAACUGCAUUUGCCGCGUGCCCAAGUCCAAGCUCGAGGAGGGUCGCAUCGUAGAGUGCGUCCAUUGUGGUUGCCGUGGCUGCUCCGGCUAAGCCCUUAGCUAGAAUUUUUUAUACACAAUUAGGACA
Drosophila arizonae is the source of this 529-nucleotide messenger RNA. It is a transcript of the gene l(1)10Bb, whose product is annotated as BUD31-like protein. Gene Ontology annotation, cellular component: spliceosomal complex; nucleus. Gene Ontology annotation, biological process: mRNA splicing, via spliceosome. The record is from RefSeq and is a predicted model, not a curated record. NCBI's taxonomy places the organism in Eukaryota, Metazoa, Arthropoda, Insecta, Diptera, Drosophilidae.